UCUCUCUCUCUCUCUCUCUCUCUCUCAUGAGAACUCUCAUGCUCGAGCCUCGAUAGACGGCUCUUCCAGAGAAUCGCAAGCGGAGCAAUGGAAUCAGUGAAGGAGGAGAAGGUGGAGGAGGUGCUCUACGAGAUCCGUCAUCAUGCGAGGAGAUCCGUGACCCCCGAUUCAUCCCAGGAUUCGGUUAGCGUGGUGUCGACGGGCGGUUUUCGAUCCUAUCUCUCACUUCAAGGUUUAAAACAAUUCAGAAAGAAGUUGGGUGGUUAUAAGAAACCAAGGACAUUGAAGAGAAGGUUCUCUCUUUUUGUGUCGCCCGGUGGUGAGCAUGUUGCUGUAGCAGUUGGAAAUCAGAUCAUUAUAUUGCAGAAGGAUGAUGACUAUAUGGAACCAUGUGGCAUCUUUGUUAGUAAUGACCUGCAAACUACUUUCAUUAAUGGCUCUUGGUUGGAGCCAUGUGGUAUUCUUGGAGUCACUGAUGAAGCUAGUAACCUUUACUUCAUCAAGUCAAAUGGGGAUGAGAUAUCAAAGAGUUGUAGGAGUCAGUUGAAACUGAAAUCACCUAUCAAGGGCCUGAUAUUUCCCAGUAAUAUCAAAUUAGAAAAAUCUCCAUUUGUAUCUAAUGGAUCCAGUGCUCCACAUAGGAUUGGCUUCAUUUUCACAGAAGACGGCUUGUUUUGUCAUGUUGAUGUUACUCAGCAGCCAAGUGCGCGCAACUAUCCUGUUUCCGCUUCAAGCAAUCAGUUAACGAAGAAGCAACUUCCACAUAAUGUGUCAUGCCUGGAUUUCCAUCCAGAUCUCUCUUUGGUGGCCCUUGUUGGUGCUUCAAGUGUUUCAGUGAAUUCCAAUGAUUCUGCUGGGUCAUAUUCGCUCUAUCUGAUGCUCAUAACCGCGAAUUUUGAGGCAGAACUGAUGUUCUGUAGCCCUCAUUUUGAAGGCUUAUUUUCUCCUUCGGAAGAUCAUAUAUAUCCUAUCGCAUCUCCGAAAGUGACAAUAUCAAUGAAGGGAAAAUAUGUCGCUACGCUGUCUUUGUCUGGAUGUGUUGAUAUAUUUGACAUGGAUAUUGACCAAUAUUCUCUUUCACUUCAUUUGUCUGGGGGGCAGUAUCCGGACAUGUCCAACAACUUGCUACUUGAACAAAAGAAAUACCUAACUGAUGUUAUCAAUCUCAGUUGGUGGAAUGAUCAUUUUCUCAUUCUUGUGAAGAAGAAUGGCAGAAUAACUAUGUAUGAUGUUUCUGCUGGCAGAGGAGUUUCAGAAAAUGAUCUAGACGUUUCUAUGCCUCUCACUGAGAGAGUCAAGAGUUAUGAAGGAUAUGUUUUUCUGUUGGAUGCUACAUCAUCAGGGAGGAAAAUCUGUAACAUGGAUACACCGGAUGAUCUGAAUGUCAAUUCGGAGAAUGACAACCAACUAGAUACUGGUAAAUGGUCCUGGAGUUUGAUGUCAUUUUUGAGUAGAUCUGUCCCAGAGAUGUUUAUGAUAUUUAUCAGUAAUAAAAAUUACAUAGCUGCUUUGGAAUUUGCUAGUCGUCACGGACUUGACAAAGAUGAAGUUUUUAAAGCACAAUGGUUAGAUUCUGAUCAUGGAACUAAGGCAAUAAGUAUGUUCCUAUCAAAAAUUAAGGACCAGGCUUUUGUGCUCUCAGAAUGUGCAAGUAAAGUUGGGUCAACUGAAGAAAUUACGAAGGCUUUACUUUCUUAUGGUCUUCACAUCACUGACCAAUAUAAGUUUUUAGACACAACUGAUAAUGAAUGCAAUCUUAUUUGGGAUUUCCGCCUGAUUCGGCUCAAGUUGUUGCAAUAUAGGGACAGUUUGGAGACCUUUGUGGGUAUAAAUAUGGGAAGGUUUUUAGCGCAAGAAUAUGUCAAGUUCCGUGCUUUGCCUCUUACAGAAUCUGCUAUAUCUCUUGCUGAAAGUGGCAAAAUUGGGGCCCUUAAUUUGCUUUUCAAGCGGCACCCAUACUCGCUGUCCUCUAGGAUUCUUGAUAUUUUGUCAGCUAUCCCUGAGACAGUCCCUGUUCAAACUUAUGGUCAGCUCCUACCAGGGAGAUCCCCUCCGAACACCUUUGCUCUACGGGAAGAUGAUUGGUUGGAAUGCCAGAAGAUGGUAGAAUACAUGAAUCAAAUGACUGCGAGCUCUGACAUUUUUCCUACUGAAAUUAUUCUUAAGCAUUCCAGGGGCUUUUUAUGGCCAUCAGCGAACGAACUUACUGAAUGGUAUAAGAAAAGAGCCAGGGAUAUUGAUAACCUAAGUGGGCAGCUAGACAACGGCCUUUCUUUGGUGGAAGUUGCCUGCCGCAAGGGUAUCACAGAAUUGCAAAAGUUCUGUGAGAUGAUCUCGUACCUGCAUCAGCUAAUCUACUCUGAUGAAAUUCAUGAAACUUUAAGUAUGAGUCUUGGUACAUGGGAACAAUUGUCGGACUAUGAGAAGUUCAGGGUGAUGCUUAAGGGAGUUCAAGAGGACAAUGUAGUAGAGAGAUUACGGAAAAGGGCUAUCCCAUUUAUGUGUGAUCAGUUUACCUUUCAAACUUGGGAUUCAGAAUGUGAGGUGAGGGAGCACACGGUGAAGGAUUACGAGCAAGGAGACUCCUUCCUUGUUAGAUGGUUAAAGGAAGUUGCUGCAGAAAAUAAAUUAGACAUAUGCUUGUCAGUUUUUGAAAAUGCUUGUGGGGAUUCACCAAUUGCUGGCCUCUUCAAGGAUGUGAGUGAACUAAUAGAAACUACACUACAGUGCAUAUAUUUGUGCUCGCUUACAGAUCAGUGGAAUAUAAUGGCAUCGAUCUUAUCCAAGCUUCCUCGAAAAACACUUAGGGACAAAUCAGCUAAUGAUGAUAAGGAACUUAGUCCAAAGCAUGUUGAUAAGUUGGAGAAGAGAAUAAAAAUAGCAGAAGGCCAUGUUGAAGUGGGGAGGCUGUUGGUUUACUAUCAGGUUCCGAAGCCAAUAAGCUUCUUUCCUAUUGCUCAAUCUGAUGAAAAGAAUGUAAAACAGCUUCUACAUCUUAUUCUUUCCAAAUUUGGCCGCCGGCAGCCGGGUAGAUCUGAUCAUGAUUGGGCUAACAUGUGGCGUGACAUGCAAUGUUUCCAAGAGAAGGCGUUUCCUUUUCUUGAUGUAGAGUACAUGCUGAUAGAGUUCAUUAGAGGGCUCCUAAAAGCUGGCAAAUUUUCUCUUGCAAGGAACUACCUGAAAGGAACAGGUACUGUUAUUCUGGAUUCAGAAAAAACUGAAAAUCUGGUUAUUCAAGCUGCGAGGGAAUAUUUCUUCUCAGCUUCAAGCCUUGCUUGCAUUGAGAUAUGGAAGGCUAAAGAAUGCUUAAAUCUCCUUCCAAACAAUAAAAACGUGCAAGCAGAGUCUGACUUAAUUGAUGUGCUUACGAUUAGACUUCCAAAUCUUGGGGUGACUAUUCUUCCAAUGCAAUUUAGGCAGAUAAGAAACCCCAUGGAAAUUAUUAACAUGGCCAUUGCAAGUCAAAAUGGAGUUUAUCUGAAUGUGGACGAACUUAUUGAAAUUGCCAAGCUUCUUGGAUUAAGAUCUAUUGAUGAUAUAGCUUCUGUAGAAGAAGCUAUAGCCAGAGAAGCUGCUGUUGCUGGUGAUCUUCAACUGGCUUUUGAUCUUUGUAUUGCUUUGGCUAAAAAGGGCCAUGGACCAGUUUGGGACUUAUGUGCUGCCAUUGCAAGGGGUCCUGAUCUUGACAAUAUGGAUUUGAGUUCUCGAAAGAAACUGUUAGGUUUUUCUUUGAGUCAUUGUGAUGAGGAGUCUGUUGGAGAAUUACUUAAUGCUUGGAAGGAAGUUGAUCUGCAAAGUCAGUGUGAACGGCUAAUGAUUUCGACUCAGACUUGUCCUCCUAACUUCUCUGUUCAAGGCUCUUCAAUUGUGUCACUUCCUGUACACAGUACCCAAGAUAUAUUUGACCUUAGGGCAAGCUCUGAGCUUCUAAAUAGCCCAACUCACAAAUGCCAGGCUGAUGACCAGUUUAAUUAUCAAAAUGUUGAACACAUACUUUCUCAAGUCAGCAAAAACUCAUUUAGAGAAGAUGGGAUUAGCCUGGAUUCUGUUUUGAGGGAAAACAGAAAAAUCCUUGCAUUUUCUGCAUUAGAACUGCCUUGGCUUCAAGAAUUGAGUGGAAAUGCAAAAUAUUGCGAAAAAGCUAUUCCUGGGGAACAAAUUCCUUUUGGAAAAAAUUACAUUUCAACUAGGGCACAAGCAUUGGUAACUAUCUUGUAUUGGUUGGCUGAGAAUGAUUUUGCUCCCAAGGAUGAUUUGAUUGUCUCCCUUUCAAAAGCUGUUAUGGAACCCCCUGUUACUGAUGAGGAAGAUGUUCUUGGAUGCUCAUUUCUGUUGAACCUUGCAGAUGCUUUCCAUGGUGUGGCCAUAAUAGAGGAACAAUUGAAUAGAAGAGAAGUGCAUCAUGAAGUAUACAGUAUUAUGAACAUAGGAAUGAUCUUUAGUUCACUUCACAACUCAUGUGCUGGGUGCUCGAAUCCUGAUCAGAGAAGAAAGCUUUUGCUCCACAAAUUUCAAGAGAGUCAUGUUCCACUUAGAUCAGAUGGGCUGGAUCAGAUUGAUCAAGCGCAAUCCACAUUCUGGAGAGAGUGGAUAAUAAAAUUAGAAGAGCAAAAACGGUUAGCUGAUCAAGCAAGGACUCUAGAACAGCUAAUUCCUGGAGUAGAAACUGCCCGCUUCUUAGCAGGGGAUAUCAAGUACAUUAAGAGUGCUAUUUUUUCCUUUGUUGACUCAGUUAAGCUGGAUAAAAGGCACAUUCUCAAAGAUGCUGUGAUGCUGGCUGAUAAGUUUGGGCUAAAUCGGAGUGAGGUACUGCUAAGAUUCUUUGGCUGUGCCCUUGUUUCUUACCAUUGGGAAAAUGAUGACAUUCUAGCUGAAAUAUCGGAAUUUAGGGAGGAUAUUGUCACUUGUGCAAAGGAUGUCAUUGAUAUGAUCUCCUCAGUUGUAUAUCCUGAAAUUGAAGGUCAAAACAAGGUGCGGCUUUCCUACAUCUAUAGUAUCUUGUCCGCAUGCUACUUACGGUUGAGGCGAACUGAAGAUCCAGCAAUGUUGGCAUUAUUGGAUCAAGGACAUAAGCACAUGCUAGAAGCAUUUCAAUUUUAUAAAAUUCUUGAACAAGAAUGCCAAAAGGUUUUUUUUAUUAAUGCAUUGAACUUCAAGAAUAUUGCGGAUUUGAGUGAUCUGAACUUUGAGCAUUUCAAUCAAGAAAUCGUUAAUAACAUUCAUGAAUCUACUGUAGAACCUCUGGCUAACAUGGUCCGUGUCCUUGUUGGCAUUUAUAAUGAUUCCAGUGAAAAGGGUCUGAUAUCAUGGCAAGAUGUUUAUAAGCAUCAUGUUAUAGGUCUUUUGGCAUCUUUAGAGAGCAAAACUGCGUCAAGAUCUGAUUGUGUUGAUCCUGGUGAACUGCACACUCUCAUAGGGGAAAUUGCAUUGAGUUAUGAUAGUUGCAAGAAAUAUAUUCGUGCACUGUCAGAAUCAGAUGCCUUGAACAUACUUGGGAGGUACUGUACACUAAGUAUUCCAUGUAGUUUUUCUGGAAGUCUGAAGAAUGAAUCUAUGUGGAAGAGCUGCUUGAUUAUGCUUUUGAAUUUUUGGGUUAAAAUGAUCGAUGAUAUUGUGGGGGGUGAAAAUAAUGAAGUGCCUUGUGAGAAGCCUGCUUACUUUGGUGUAAAGCAUCUGUCAAGAAGCCUGAAGGUUUUCAAGAGGCUAGUGACAGAAGGUGAAAUUUCUGCAAAUCAUGGCUGGUGCACUGUUUCUAGCUAUUGUAAAUCUAUUCUUGCUUGUGGUUUGAGUGCUGAUGUUUCAGUGUUCUGUCAGGCCAUGGUUUUUUCGGGUUGUGGAUUUAACUCUGUUGCUGAAGUUUAUUAUGAUACAGAGCUGACCUCAACAAACUUGAGUUCAGAUGACAAAGGAACACAGCUUAUUGACUUGUACAUCAAUCUGUUGAGCAGAGUAUUGUUAGAUUUGAGCAGAGGAGUUUCUGAGCAUCAGAAGUUGCAUUUGCUGCUGUCAUCACUAAGCAGAUUUGGUGGAAAAUAUAUAGAAGACCUUAAGAAGACCCGACAUGCAGUUUGGGAAAAGUUGAGUGUGUUUUCUGACAACAUGCAGCUGGAGAGUCACGUUAGGGUGUACACUCUGGAGUUAAUGCAAUCUGUCACUGGACAAAAUCUGAAAAGUCUUCCCACUGAACUUGUCUCGCAGGUUGAACCAUGGGAUGCGUGGGACGGUUCCUUCUGGAAGAAAGACAGUGUGAGUACAGAACAAGGAGAUAAUGCACCCAGAAGCAUCACAAGUAAUUUGGUUGCUCUCAGAUCAACUCAGCUGGCUGUGACAAUUUCACCAAAUAUAAAAAUCUCUCCAGAGGAUCUGUUGACCCUUGAAUCAGCAGUUUCUUGCUUCUUACAUAUAUCACAAUUCGCAACUUCCUUGGAUGAUCUCCAUGUAUUGCAAUCUGUUCUUGAAGAAUGGGGGGAGUUAUUCUCUAGCAAAAGUGAGAAGGAAAAGACAAGUGAAAGCCUCGAGGAGUUGAAUAACUGGAGCAGUGAUGAUUGGGAUGAAGGUUGGGAAGACCUUCCUGAGGAGCCAAUCCAAAGUGAAGGAAAGCAGGAAGGAUCUGUCUGUGUUCAGCCCUUGCAUAAAUGUUGGAUGGAGAUCCUCAGGAGGCUCGUUGGGCUAUCUCGAUUGGAUGCUGUAUUGAAAUUGCUUGACCGCUCGCUAUCAAAGCGGGAUGGUACAUUGCUUGAUGAAGAUGAUACUCAAUGUUUAUUGCAGCUCGUGCUUGAAAUUGAUUGUUUCACAGCUUUGAAAGUAGUGCUGCUGCUUCCUUACGAGGUUCCCCGAAUCCAUUGCUUGCACCUCAUUGAGGCUAAACUCAAGGAUGAAAGCAUUUCUAUGGUAUCAGCUGCAGAUGAUGGCGAGUGUUUGAUGCUUAUAGCAUACUCAGGAGUCUUGAGAGAUAUUACCAACAAUCCAGCUUUCAAAAAAGUGUUCUCCUUCGUCUGCUAUUCAGUUGGGCGCAUUGCUCGACUCUGCCAAGAAGAUCUUCUCAGGCGCAAUGGUGAUGGAAAUAAGGCCACUCUAAAUCAAUCAUUAUUAUUUGCCAGGGUUGUCUUUCCUAGUUUCGUAUCGGAGCUUAUCAAGGCACGCCAAUAUUUAUUAGCCGGAACUUUUGUUUCUCAGUGGAUGCACUUGCCAACAUCUCUUACUCUUAUCAAUAUAAUCGAAGCCAGUCUCCGAAAAUACUUGGAGGGCGAAGCCUUGCAAGCGCACGCUAGUAAAGUUCACGAACCAGGCCAGUCGGAAAUGAACUCAUAUGGAUCUCUAGUAUGCACUGUUUCCUGUUUGAGAGAUAAAUUAUCAACCCUUGUGCAAUCGGCUUUGUCAGCUUUGCAAACUGACAUUGUGAGAUAAGUUUUUUAAUUUAAAAUUCUUAAAUUCACCAUAAUUUCCUAUGUUCCUUGGUAGCAAUAUUUCAUGAAGAAAAUUUAUACACAUGUAUAGUUUCUGUCAUCUGUGAUCAAUUCCAGUUUAUUUUUACACUCAUGAUUCAGGAACAGUGUUCUCUAGCAAUGUCUAGAGUUAUCCAACAAGUUCUAUAGCCUCUACAUCAACAAGACAUUUGAUUUGAUCUU
Messenger RNA from Dioscorea cayenensis subsp. rotundata (Guinea yam), 7628 nucleotides. Its product is annotated as MAG2-interacting protein 2. Gene Ontology annotation, molecular function: SNARE binding. Gene Ontology annotation, biological process: retrograde vesicle-mediated transport, Golgi to endoplasmic reticulum. Bases 88 to 7407 code for a protein of 2439 amino acids. NCBI's taxonomy places the organism in Eukaryota, Viridiplantae, Streptophyta, Magnoliopsida, Dioscoreales, Dioscoreaceae. Gene Ontology annotation, cellular component: endoplasmic reticulum membrane; Dsl1/NZR complex. The transcript has 12 exons. The record is from RefSeq and is a predicted model, not a curated record.